AUGACAGGACACUACCCAAGUAUCGCAAACAAGCUGUCCAUGUUGGCAAAGUAUUUCAGAAGGGAGAUUGUACAAAGAAUGAGAAAGCCAGUGCAGUAGCUGUGAGAACUUCAAGCUUAGGUGAGUAUAGUGCUCAUAAACCUAGACUUUAAUGAGGCUGAAAGAUUUUGGUGAAAUUCAUAACGGUUUAUUCAAAUCCUUUUGAAUUAAACUUAGUCUGUCGUCUCUUUUUCUUGCAAAAACAUUCUUUAUAAUAAUUUUUAUAAAGAAAUUGUGAGCCAAAUCAAAAGGAAACGUGAAGUUGACGUAAAAGUGCUGCAUCUUAUAAAGCUGACAUGCUCUUUUUGCAGAUAUACUUGAAUGCUGCAAAGUCCUGGGUAAAGAAUGGAUCGUACUUGUAGGCGUGAUUGGCACUCAGCGUUACCAUGGAAACACUUCAUGGGAGCAAUACGUAGCUGUGGUCUUGAGCUCACUGGUGAAUAAGGUGCUACAGGAUGACCAAGUGUUUGCAAUCUUAGAAGGAGAGGGUGGGGAGCCCAGACGUCACAGUCCCCUCCCUAAAAACCCUCUGCAAGAAACUGUUUCUCUUAAAAGUAAGCUGGGAUUAUUAAAUGGGUGUCAGCUCAACCUCUUUCCCAGGGCCUCGUCUAAGAAGGGAGUCUUUUGAGACAAUAUGGGUAUUUAAUUUGCAGCUGAUUUUCAAGCAAGGAUACGUGUAGAACUUGCUUUCCUAUCAGCUGUAAGUGGAUCGACAAUAGCGUCCCUCUGAAACUAAGGCCUUUCUGCUUUAAGGCUUUGAAAUUUUAGCAGAGUUCUAUGAUAAUAAAUGACAGAAGCUUAUUCCGUUUUUGAGUCAUAAUGACUUUUAAACAAGUAGUCCUGCUAAUUCGUUUUUUAUUUUUUGGAGAACUGAUUGAAAUCGAUUAGGUAUAAUUUGAUGCGUUCUAAUUCUACUCAGUUGAAUACUUAACAAAGUGUAUGUUGAUCUAUUGAUUCAGAAGUAAUAUUGGCCAGCAACUCAAAAUACCUUUUUCCAUCCUUUUACAGGAUAUCAACUGACUGGUUCAGACAUUUCCCUCUAG
Porites evermanni is the source of this 1082-nucleotide messenger RNA. The record is from the annotation of a GenBank genome assembly. Lineage: Eukaryota; Metazoa; Cnidaria; Anthozoa; Scleractinia; Poritidae.